Pleurotus ostreatus (oyster mushroom) is the source of this 1449-nucleotide messenger RNA. RefSeq lists its product as uncharacterized. The coding region runs from base 1 to 1449 and encodes 482 amino acids. Lineage: Eukaryota; Fungi; Basidiomycota; Agaricomycetes; Agaricales; Pleurotaceae. Gene Ontology annotation, biological process: basic amino acid transport; transmembrane transport. Gene Ontology annotation, cellular component: fungal-type vacuole membrane. Gene Ontology annotation, molecular function: basic amino acid transmembrane transporter activity. The record is from RefSeq and is a predicted model, not a curated record. The transcript has 10 exons.
AUGCUCUUCAGAGCCACCUAUCGAUUCUUCAAACGAAAUUUUGGAGAUAGCCAUGAGCGUCAAGACGAGCUCGAGCCUCGCUCCACAGUCAAAUCUGAACACUGGAGGUGGCUGUUGACAUUGUCUGUUUGUCUCGCCGUGCCAGUUCUGUUAGAAACGCUUGAUUAUACGGUUGUGGCGACCGCGCAGCCUCACAUCGCUUCCGCUUUCAACCGACUAGAUCUCCAGAGUUACAUAGGAACCGUCUAUUUGCUCACAUCGACGGCCUUCCUCCCAUUAUUUGCCUCACUUUCCGAUGUUUUCGGCAGACACUUCGCCCUACAGCUCUCGUUGUUUAUCUUUAUGAUAGGGAGUGCCAUCAGCACCGGUGCGUUGAAUAUCGAGACUAUGCUCGCAGGCAGAGCAGUAGCGGGCGUCGGCGCGGCCGGGUUACUUACUAUCGUUCGGGUGAUCAUCUCUGAUUCAAGAUCGCUGGACAGCAACAACUGGCAGACUACUUUGCUGUUCUUCCUUUACACGAUCGGAUAUGUCAUUGGUCCCGUUAUAGGCGGAGGCCUGCUCAUAUCGAUCUGCCUCUUCUGGGAGUGGUUCUUAGAGAGCCAACGUACCGAUACCGCAAAAGUGAACUUGUUAGCCGUGUUCCUUGCCGAGCCGAUGAUUCCACUGGAGAUAUUCACGUCAUACGAUGUGUGCGCUGUUUUAGCUGCGUCAUUUGUAUCGGGGAUGGUGAUGAUUGUCAUGCUCUACUUUGUCGCCAUCUUUAUGACCAUUGCUACUGGUUUAUCUGCCACGAAUGCAGGCGGAGGCGGGUCAUUGCUGUCGUCUCUCAUGAUCAAACAUCUGCGCCAGCCGAAGUACCCAAUCCUAUUCGGUGGCCUACUCCUCCCCAUCGCGCUCGGUUUGAUCUCGCUGGCAAUGCAACAGGAUAAGCAGAAUCUCGUCAAAGGAUUUAUGGUUCUGGCUGGUGUCGGUAUCGGUGUAGCGAUAGGCCCCUUAGCCAUCCACGCGCGAUUCUCCCAGCCACCAGAACGCUUGGCGAUUGUUUCUGCAAUGCUGCUUUUCUUUCGGUCGCUCGGAGGGACCAUCGGCCUGGCUCAGUGCGCUGCAGUACUCAAUGCUAAAGUCCGUGUCUAUCUUCAAGACGCGGUAGCAUCGGGCGCAGUCUCCGCAGAACAUGCAGCAGCCCUCGCGUCGAUCUCUGGUAGCGGCGGGUUGGGUUCCAUCCAGGAGAUAGACAUCCUACCACCGGAUGUCCAGGAAUUAGUGAGGAAUGGGUUUAGGAACGGCGUGAGAUGGGCAUUCAUCUCGUUGAUACCAUGGGCGGUGGUUGCUUUCGUCUUGACAGUGUUCUUGACAAACAUUAGGGGUACAGAUGCGGAGGAGGAGCCGGAUGUUCUUAAACGCGAAGAACAUCAUCUACGACACAUUUCUCCGCGAUCGGACAAUUGA